This is a messenger RNA of Aspergillus uvarum CBS 121591, 570 nucleotides long. RefSeq lists its product as uncharacterized. Bases 88 to 528 code for a protein of 146 amino acids. NCBI's taxonomy places the organism in Eukaryota, Fungi, Ascomycota, Eurotiomycetes, Eurotiales, Aspergillaceae. The transcript has a single exon. The record is from RefSeq and is a predicted model, not a curated record.
AUCACACUCACAGUGUUCUCAGCGAGAACACUAACAUCAAGCUAGACGUAUUCGCGAGAUGAGGCCGGGUCUGCUCCGUACCCCAUAAUGGAGAAUCUUAGAGCCAGCUAUAGCCUAUGGCAGAAGACAUUCGGCAAGAGACGGAUGACGAGCAGUUUCGAUGAGCUCUAUACCCUCAUGUACCCCAAUGAAAAAUAUCUCUAUCGAACCCCUCCCUCUCCAACAAACAACUACACCCUAUCCCACACAGUAACAAACUCGCCAUCCCGCCCCAAACAUGCCCAGGUCGACCUCCUCAACGAAGCCACCGCCUCAAUCCCCCCAUCCCUCACCCUAUGUUCCACGACAUACACCAUCCCAUCAACGAAGGCAUCCAUACACACCGGACUCGCGACCACGGGCCCCACGCCGUCCAUCUCCGCGCCCGAGUACAUCGGGAAACGAUGCCAUCCCGUCGCGAUGAACGGAGGCCGCCGUCGUCAUCGGGAAGUGCAGUUGGAUUCGGAACGUGUCGUGUGCGGUCGUUGAUGACCGUCGCGAUCUCCCAGAGGGGUCUCUGCGUCAGCGCGG